Messenger RNA from Yamadazyma jaroonii, 3201 nucleotides. The record is from the annotation of a GenBank genome assembly. Lineage: Eukaryota; Fungi; Ascomycota; Pichiomycetes; Serinales; Debaryomycetaceae.
AUGGGUUCACCAUCAAAUUCAAAGUCACCACCUGGCAAGGGAUCACUGAGAAGAUUAGAAUCAAAUCCCUUCGAAUUAGAUGAUACUUUAACUGAUGAUGAAUUUGAAAAUUCGAUUGGGGAAAGAAUUUAUGGAACAAAUGGGAGUUCAAAUAGGAACAAUAUGAGUGAUAUGAAUAAUAUGAAUAUGAAUAGCAUGAGUGGUAUCAAAAGAUCAAGUAAAAUCAAUGAUAUGAAUACUUUCAAUCAAGGCAUGGAUCAAAUGAAUGGUAAUUUCGAUUACACCGAUGAUUUCAACAAAAGUAUUAGUUCUUUUGGAGGAAUGGGGAUGAAUCAAAAUUACAAAUUCAACGAUGUUGAAAUGCAAAGAAUGAGUAUGCAAUCAAUGAGUCCCAUGAAUCCAAUGAAUCCCAUGAACAUGAUGAAUAUGAACAUGCACCAUAUGAAUAGCUUGAAUAAUUUGAACGGUAUGAAUAUGGGUAAUAUGAUGACAAAUGGGAUGAGUGAUCCAUUCAUGCCUCCACAACCUCCACAGAUAUAUCAUUCCAAGCAACCAAGUAAUUAUACAGCAAGUACUUUGGUGCAACAACAGCAUCCCAAAGUAAGUUUCAAAGAGGGUAUAGAAUACCCUGAUAGUGCUUACAAGGGCUAUGAGAUGAACAAUGACGAAGACUACUACUACGACGAAGAAGAUGAAGAUGGCGAGUCGAACGAAUUUGGUGUCCAUCGUUCAGGAACUUACAGGGGAAAUGAUUAUAAUUUGAAUAUGUUGGAAGAUGUCAAUGAUUCACUUCAAGAGGAUGAUCCAUUUGAUGAUGAAAGUUUAUUCUCUGAGUUAGAAGAAAAGAACGAUGACCAAGAGAGGUUAAGACGUGCCAAUACUGUAUAUUCAGAAUCUAGUUUCAAACCAAAAUUAAAUUAUACCAAAACAAUAAAGCGUGCAAAAUUAGUCAACGGGAAUUAUGUCAUCGAUUGUCCUACCCCAGAAGGAUUGAUAGGAACUUUUGGAAAGAAAAUUGAAGAUGGCCAAGAGAUGAAAUUCUUGCGUUAUCAAGCCGUAACAUGUGGUCCUUCAAAUUUCAUUAAUCGUCAAUAUGAUUUACGUCAAGCUAUGUACACUCCAAGAAGAGACACAGAAAUCAUGAUUGUGAUUACCAUGUAUAACGAAGAUGAGAUCCUAUUAGCCAAAACUUUGAAAGGUGUGUUCGAGAAUAUAUCUAAUUUGAGUAGAAGAAAAGACCCAUGUUGGGGAGAAGACAGCUGGAAAAAAAUAGUGGUAACUAUUGUUAGUGAUGGAAGAGCUGCUGUCAAUCCAAGACUGGAAAAGUUGUUGAAAGCCCUUGGUGUUUUCCAAGAUAACGUAGCCAAAAGUAAAGUCAACGAGGAAAAUGUCAAGGGCCAUAUAUUUGAAUACACUUCACCUGUUGGAAUUGAAACUAUCAACGACAAAAUUCAUUUGGAAACUAACGAAUACCCAACCCAAUUUAUUUAUUGCUUAAAAGAGAAAAAUACAAGAAAAAUUAAUUCACACAGAUGGUGUUUACAGAGUUUUGCACCUAUUUUGAAUCCAAAAGUAGUCAUGCUUUUAGAUUGUGGUACCGUACCAGCCAAACUGGCUGUGUACCAUUUGUGGAGAUCAUUCCACGAUGAGAAUGUUGCCGGUGCCUGUGGUGAAAUGAAAACAUCGUUGGGUCCAGGAAAAAAAUUAUUGAUAAAUCCUUUGGUAGCAGCUCAAAAUUUCGAAUACAAAAUCUCAAAUGUUUUGGAUAAACCUAUGGAAAGUGUUUUUGGUUUUAUUUCUGUAUUACCGGGUGCAUUCUCAGCAUAUAGAUAUGAAGCACUUUUAAAUGUUAAUGGCCAAGGUCCACUUGAAAAGUAUUUCAAAGGGGAAUAUUUACAUGACAGAAAUGAUGACCCAGAUGACGAUGAACAUGAUUUACGUGAUAAAAAUUUCAGAGAAGUGGGAAUUUUCACUAGAAAUAUGUAUUUGGCUGAAGAUAGAAUAUUGUGUUUCGAAUUAGUAGCUAAAAAAGGGUAUAAUUAUAUUUUGCGUUAUGUGAGUGAGGCUAAAGCGGAAACAGAUGUACCUGAAACAAUCGAAGACUUUGUUCUUCAAAGAAGACGUUGGUUGAAUGGUUCCUUAUUCGCAGCAAUAUAUUCUAUUGUACAUUGGACUAACAUUUGGAAAUCUAACCAUUCUUUAUUGAGAAAAUUAUUUUUACAAUUGGAAUUUUAUUAUCAGUUAGUCGUCAUUGUUGUCAGUUGGUUCUCAUUAGGGUCUUUCUUCCUUGUUUUCGAAAUUUUGACAAGUAAUUUAGGUUCUAAAGAAGUGAACCUUGAGGUUGCAAAAUACAUUUCAAUUGCAACAUUAUGGCUAUAUGUUGCGUCUAUUAUUGCCACUUUCGUUUUAGCUUUUGGUAAUACCCCCAGAGGAACGAAGAAGUUUUAUAUGAUUAUUGCUGUCAUAUUUUCGAUUUUGAUGGUUUAUAUGUUAUUUUCUGCCAUUUAUCUCGCUGUAAAUACCGUACAGACUAACCUAGCAAAAGUCGACUUCACGGCUAUAAUGUUGGUAACAAAUUCAAAAUUCAGAGAUUUGGUUAUUAGUACCGGGUCAACUUAUGUGUUGUAUUUUGUUGCGAGUUUGAUGUAUGGUGAACCAUCAUUUAUGAUGACUUCAUUUAUUCAAUAUCUUUUAUUAUCACCUACGUAUGUUAAUGUUUUAAACAUUUAUUCAUUCUGUAAUAUUGAUGAUAUUUCUUGGGGUACCAGACAAGAACCGGUUGCCAAAAAUUUGGGGACUGCCAAAGCGAAGAACGAUGUGGUAAUGGUGGAGGAAAUAAAGAACAAUGAUUAUUUAGACACCUUAGAAGAUUUGAGAGUCGUUCCUGAUAUUAUUAUACCAGUUGCGAAAAUGGGAAGGGACGACAAUUAUUAUGCAUUGAUAAGAACCGUAACGGUUUUAGUUUGGUUAUUCAGUAAUUUGAUUUUAAUUUGUAUUGUCUUAGAAAUUGGAGGUGUCGACAAAGUGUUAAGAAAUAGUGAGUACAACUACAUUAGUCCAAACAGUGAAGUAUUCUUGGGUAUAAUUUUAUGGAUUGUUGCAGGUUUGGCGAUUUAUAGAUUUAUUGGAAGUGUUUUAUUCUUAAUCUUCAAACUUGCCAGACCACUUAAAUGGAAGUUUAGAAAUAGAAAUAAGAAAUGA